Messenger RNA from Dichotomopilus funicola, 1650 nucleotides. RefSeq lists its product as uncharacterized. The record is from RefSeq and is a predicted model, not a curated record. Lineage: Eukaryota; Fungi; Ascomycota; Sordariomycetes; Sordariales; Chaetomiaceae. Bases 1 to 1650 code for a protein of 549 amino acids. The transcript is spliced from 3 exons.
AUGGACUCGAUGAUGCCCCUGGGGUUCUUUGAGAACACCCAGGAAAUCUACGCCGAAAUCGCAAGCUACCCAGUGGUCCCGCCCGAGAAGCUCAAGCAAUAUUGGAACGUCUACACCACCACCUUUCGGCGGCUUUUCGACCCGAGCGCGUUCCGGUUAGAGAACUUCUGGUGGCACGUUUGGGGCAGCGAAAAGUUGCGAAACCUCAGUGGACCUGAGCUCGCUAGGCUCUUCGAGGAAUUUUCGACUGGCCCAACAUUUGUACCGUUGCCUGCGCCCACAGGACGGCUCAAGCGCUCCAAGAAAACUGCUACUGAACGAGAUGGACGCGAAACUGAGGCCCAAGGGCCGGCUCCUGGGCUGCCUGGUAGUCCCGGGCAGAGGUCUACUUCUUCGACCAGUAAGAAGGGGUUGACUCCCUCAUCCUCGCGGCCUCCGCCGGCCCACCCUAUUUUGAAGAAGUCUAGGGGUCCUUCUUCUUCUGGGCCGCGGCCGACCGCGCGAUUCGCCUCACCCCCAACCUCCGGUGAAGAGGCCAUCCAGGACCUCGAGACCGCGUCGACGAGCACCGCAGCUAGCGCCGUAGCAAUAACUGCCCCUGCUAUGCCCCCGCCACCCCUUCCCCCGUCGCGACAAGGCCGAGACGCUGCCCCCACUUCCUCGCCCGCGCCAAAUGCUACUAGUUCAACUGGGGCGAGUCAAACAGACAAUAUUGCAGCACCAAACGGGGCCGGGACGGAAACGAGCACCCGCCAGCCGGCUUCAUCUACCACAGGAGAGAAGGCGCCGGCGACAACGGGGAGGAAGUUUGUGGUGGCCACUGCGGCAUCCAAGAGACGGCCCGUGGUAGUCCGAAGGACGAGUUCGCAGACUUCGGCAGCGCCUGAAUCCGGACAGCGGAAUGGACAAGCCGCGGCUUCAAAACGCUCGGGCUCCAAGCGUUCUACGCCAACCCCGUCACAACUACUUGGACAAGGCUCAUCUUCGUCACAGACGAGUGACCAUGGCCUGGGUGUGAAGGCCAACGGAAAGCGUCGAGCAAAGCCACCGGGGCCCAAACGAACAGUUUCCCAGGCCACUCCUCCCAUGCAACCAUCUAACCAGGCCGAUGCGACCACUACGAACCAGCCAACACGGCCCGCGAGCCCCCCGCGAAGCUCAACUCAAGAUGUCCGGGAUCCUCCCACAGUCCGUCCGGCAGCGGACACAAACUCCCGGACUCGCGUUCCGCCGCCUUCGUCUUCAAAAUCACCGGCUCCUCUUCCUGUCGCCGGGUUUGUGAUUGACCAGUCUUUCGGACACGGCGCACCCAUGAUGGUGCGCUCUCGCUCCAAUAACUCGGAUGCCUCGCAACGGUUCCGGGAGCCCGGCGUGGCUCUCCUUCCCACACAAGCGACUAGCAGCGUUGCCAUGGUCACUGCCACGGCCCGUGGGCAGUUUGACUCGGAGACGAUGACGUCAGAGCCCGCCGUUCCCGAACCAAGGGAUAUACCGGACAAGGUCCGCUACGGUUCGCAGCCGUCGUCCUCCAUUUUAGAAACCCAACUGAAGCCGACACCGCCGAAUCCCACUCCACCAAUUCCCUUUGGGCGGUCGAAAAGUGAACUUACGUUACUUCUUGCUCGUGGCCGGAAGGACGAAGACGCAUAG